AUGGGUUGGUUUGGUGGUAGCAGCUCGGCUCAACCACCGUCAAAAGUAUCAUACGUUUCAGAAUAUAAGGAACCCGAAAAGAAAAAACCACAACAGUAUUUGGAAGAUCUACCUCCAAAGUUUGAAGAUUCGGAACCACAAUCAAGACCACAAACAUCAUCUCAACCAACUUUGAAAGAUGCAGCUAUGAGCAUCCGAUUUUCUGAUUUCAAUGUAGAUAGGUUCGUGAACAUGCCUUGUUUCAGGGAAGCUAUGAUAACGGGAUUUCAAGCAAUGGGAGUGCUUGGUGUUGUGACUUUCUUAAUUCAUAAAAAUCCAAGUAAAGCUUUGAAUUGGUCAAUGGGGGGAUUUUUUUUAGGAAACUUAGUCGGUUGGGAGCAGUGUAGGUCGUUGAGACGAAGAUCAUUCGAGAUGGUGGAAAAAGCUAAACUCGAAAAAGAAGAAAAACAUAAACGAAAAUGGGAAAGCCUAAAAAAGAGUCAAGAUAGUGAUGAAGAUUUAAAAAAUUUUGAGAAUUUUAAUAGUAAGAAAUAG
Lodderomyces pseudojiufengensis is the source of this 534-nucleotide messenger RNA. RefSeq lists its product as uncharacterized. The transcript has a single exon. Gene Ontology annotation, biological process: mitochondrial respiratory chain complex IV assembly. Lineage: Eukaryota; Fungi; Ascomycota; Pichiomycetes; Serinales; Debaryomycetaceae. Bases 1 to 534 code for a protein of 177 amino acids. The record is from RefSeq and is a predicted model, not a curated record. Gene Ontology annotation, cellular component: mitochondrion; mitochondrial inner membrane.